Molecule: messenger RNA, 3132 nt
Organism: Vidua macroura (Pin-tailed whydah)
Lineage: Eukaryota; Metazoa; Chordata; Aves; Passeriformes; Viduidae
Gene: NSUN7
Product: NOP2/Sun RNA methyltransferase family member 7
Exons: 12
Coding region: 167-2338 (723 amino acids)
Molecular function (GO): methyltransferase activity
Source: RefSeq, a predicted model, not a curated record
CCGUGCCGGGGCCCCGCUGCCCUGCCCGGCAUGGGGCGAUCCGUGCCCGGCACGGGCCCGGGGGUGGUGCCCGCAGUUCUGCCCGUAGCGCCCCGAGGGAGCCGCAGGAGCCCGGCCAGAGGCAGCAGGAUUGUGACUUGCACUUACACAGUCAGCAACUGGAAAAAUGCCAGAUUCUGAAAGUAAUUUGGUGUCUUCACAUGUGGAUGUUAUAAAUGGUACUUCAGUCUUGAGUGAAAUGAAAAUUUCGGAUGAAAAGGGAUCUGUUAAAAAAAGAGCAGUGACUCAGAUUGGGAAGAAUGGCUAUCCUGACUCCAUAUACAUAAAUGCAGCUAAGAUUUUUCAAGGCAUUCGUACUGAAAAGAGUACGGGUAGAAUCCUGGUGCGGUAUGGCGACAACUCUGAAUCUCCCAUGGUGGCUUUUAAAGAUGAGCAUUCCAGGCGUGUAUCUUAUGAACUGGCUUUCAAUGCUCUAAAAUAUCAAGAUCUUCUUGAAGAAAUAUUGUUAGAUAGUAAGGUUUACCCAUGCUACUCAAUACCAGAUGAGUUAACCAGCUUGCUUGUUGUGAUGCUUUAUGACCUACAAGACCGAAAGUUUAAAAAACGAAAGAUGUUUGCUGAAGAGGAACUUGUAGCAGAAGUUCAGGAAAUAGGGCAUUAUUUAUACAGGUAUAAGACCAAACUGGCAGCUGCACUAGCACGAUGUCGCAUCAAAUAUGAUGCUCUUUCAAUUGAAUACUUUGUACCAGAAACCAUAUCGAAGCAGGAACAAAGGACUUCUUCUUUACCUGUCUGUUUUUGGAUUAACACAUUUAAAAUUGGCCUUGAAGAUGUUAUCAGAGAUUUGGAGAUGAAGGGAUUCACAAAGGUUGACUCUGUGUCAGACUUUGAGCAUUACACGUAUGCUGUGGACCAACAUUGCCAUGAUGUAUUGGUUUUUCCUUCCUCUCUUAGAGAAGAACUGCUUAAUUUAGAUCUUUUUGCAGAGUGCAAACUCUUACUGCAGGAUAAGUCUCGCAGCCUUGCUGUACACUCUGCACAGGCGCUGUUGAGUGAAGGUGGUGACAUUAUAAUUGCUCACAUAGGCUCCCAUCUGACCAUUGCUCAUAUGUCAGUGCUGACAAAUGACAGCAGCUCCAGAAUUUUUGUUUGUGGUGUGAAAUCUUCGGCAAAAGAAGAAGAACUGAGGAACAGUUUCAGUCACAUGGGAUGUAAAAAUAUUUGGUUGUUACAUGAAGACUUUACUGAGCUUCAGCCAACAGACUCAAGGCUUGAAAAGGCAAAAGUUAUUUUGCUGCUACCACAAUGCUCUGGACUGGGUGCUGGCAAUCCAAUGGAGCUUAUUUUAAGUGAACACAGAGAUGCAGGAUUGCUACGAGACCUUUUCCAAGGAUUUGUGUCUGAGGAUAAACUCAGUAUUCUUGCUGAGAGGCAGCUUAACGAGUUGAUUCAUGCACUGAAAUUUAACAAAGUACAAGGUAUUGUUUACUGCACUUGCUCAAUUUACCCAGAAGAAAAUGAACUUGUAGUGAAAAAAGCACUGGAAUCUGGAGUGGAGGGAGAUAAAGUACGACCAUAUAGGCUUAUUCCUUCUAUUUUUUCUUCUUGCUCUGAUUCAGAGUCUUCCACUGAAAUGUUUUUCAAAAUGGAGCCAUCAGAAAUUUCCAGUGGUUGUUUCCUAGCUGUUCUAGAAAGAGAGAAAGAUACUUCUAAAAAAGUGUCUGCUAAAGACAUUUUGGCUUCUGCUGCAGCAAAAGCUCUACUAGAUGGCAUUGUUGAAGAAAAACCAAAAGAAGAGGUGAAAAAGCAGAAAGUAAAACAACGUAGACGUAAGGUUACUGCUAGUGAUAGUAAGCCAAAAGCUGCAAAACUCCUUCACCACCAUACUGGAGCUGAUGUUAAGGCUGAAGUUCCUGUGUCUAAAGCAGCCAAUAAGAUACAAGAAAAGCAUGUGUGCCCAAAAAAACCAACCAAUAAGAUACAAGAAAAACAUGUGUGCCCCACAAAAGCAGCCAGUGAUGCACCAGAAAAGACUGUGCCCGGGAAAAAAGCAGCCAGUCACACACCACAGAAGACUGUGCAUGGGAAGAAAGCAGCCAGUAACAUACAACAAAAGAACGUGCACCAGACAAAAGCAGCCAGUAACAUACAACAAAAGAACAUGCACCAGACAAAAGCAGCCAGUAACACAUCCACAUCUAAAGCAGCCAGUAACGUAUCCAUGGCUAAAGAAGCCAGCAGCACAUCCACGUCUAAAGCAGUCAGUAACACACAGCAAAAGAACGUGCCCCGAACAGACAGUCGUGUUGAGCUGAAGAAAUCUGUGAACGCUGACUGACACACAGCCCCACUGAAAGUGCACUGAAAGUACAUCUCAUCUGUCACCUCUGGGCAAGGUGUACGAGAGACAGACACCUGCUCAAAAGGCACGUGCAGAAGAGAACAGGGUUGUACUGAAGUCCCUGACAAUCACUUUGCCUUCACUGAUAACACCAUAUGAAAGCUCGUAAUGAAACAAGCCCAGGGUAUCGACUUAACAUUGCUUUCAUGGCCAGAGUACAGUGUCCAGCUGGUUGGAUAUUUACACCACCCUGGUCAAAAAUGGUCAAGCCAAGUUGGCUGUAUGAACCUUCAGACUCUGGCCUCCCUUUGUAAAGAAAUUAAAGAUUCCUGUAUAUUAAUCAAUAGGCUUAAAUUACAUAUAUUUAUGCAAGGAUAAUCUGGCCUUGGGAAAGAUAUAUUAUGUGCUAGAUAUAUAGAAACAUCCAUGUUAGAUAGUAACUUUUCAUCCAGUAAUCACACUUUAAGUGAAUGGAGCUGCCUAAGGCUGAUAGAUUGUUGGGGGAAGUGAGGUCAAAAAACUAUAGCCUCUUGCUAUACACUUUGAAGUGACAAGUUAAAUCAUACACCCAACCCCUCACUGUAUCUAAACCUGUACAGGUAAUCAGUUUCAAAUUGAUGUUUUUAAAGUGAGACUGAAUUUUUUUAAGUGGCUUUUCUUUACAAGUGCUAGAUACCAUUUUUGUGAGUUUCCACUUUUCCAUGGAAAAUAAGCCUUGUAUUUCUAAAAGUAGAUGUGAAUUUUUGUACAGGAGACUGGCCAAGUACAUUAAAGCCCAUGCAUAGGCUUUC